This is a messenger RNA of Chelmon rostratus (copperband butterflyfish), 1545 nucleotides long. It is a transcript of the gene trappc5, whose product is annotated as trafficking protein particle complex subunit 5. Bases 49 to 615 code for a protein of 188 amino acids. Gene Ontology annotation, cellular component: TRAPPIII protein complex; TRAPPII protein complex; TRAPPI protein complex. NCBI's taxonomy places the organism in Eukaryota, Metazoa, Chordata, Actinopteri, Chaetodontiformes, Chaetodontidae. Gene Ontology annotation, biological process: endoplasmic reticulum to Golgi vesicle-mediated transport. The record is from RefSeq and is a predicted model, not a curated record. The transcript is spliced from 3 exons.
CAGGAAGUAAUCUAAACAACAACAAACGCAGCUGUUAGUGAAAUAAUAAUGGAGACUCGAUUCACGCGAGGCAAGUCUGCUAUUUUGGAGCGCCCACUGAGCCGACCCAAAACCGAGGUGAGCGUAAGCGCCUUCGCCCUGCUGUUCUCGGAGGUGGUGCAGUACUGCCAGAGCCGCGUGUACUCCGUGUCCGAGCUGCAGGCUCGUCUGGCCGAGCUGGGUCAGCGGGUGGGAGCCAGCCUGCUGGACGUGCUGGUUCUGAGAGAGAAGAACGGCAAGAGGGAGACCAAAGUACUGAACAUACUGCUGUUCAUCAAGGUAUCUGUGUGGAGAGCCUUGUUCGGCAAGGAGGCAGACAAGCUGGAGCAGGCCAACGACGAUGACAAGACCUACUAUAUCAUCGAAAAAGAGCCCCUUGUCAACACCUACAUAUCUGUUCCUAAGGAGAACAGCACCUUGAACUGUGCAGCCUUCACCGGAGGGAUCGUAGAGGCCAUCCUCACCCACAGCGGCUUCCCUGCCAAAGUCACCGUCCACUGGCACAAGGGCACCACGCUCAUGAUCAAGUUCAGUGAGGCGGUGAUCGCCAGAGACAAAGCACUGGAGGGCAGAUAGGGGAGGGACAAGAAGAUAAGAGAUUGGAUGAGAGAUUGAGACGGUGUGUGUUUGGGCGGAGGUAUGAUGUUAAUUGACUGCUGGAAUGUCUGUAAGCCCGCUGCAGACUGGGGUGAAGGCAGUGUAAUCAUUUUGUUUAAGAAUGGUGGACUGUACAUUCACUGAUCCAAGGGAGCUUACUCUGCACAAUGAAAAGGUGACUAUAGCUGCAACACAUAAUUAUUUUCAUUUCCCAUUACAAGAAUGUAAGUUGAUGUAUUUACAUUGCAUCAACAGGCCAAUACUCAACUAUUUUUAAUUUACUCUCAUAGAAAACCAAAAAAGUAGCAAAUCAGUUAGCAAAAUUGUUGUCAAUUAAGUUUCCCUCACUGAACUAAUCAACUAAUGGACUAAUUGUUUCAGCUCUGUUGAGGAAUAUACUGUAUACUGUGUUGAUUCUGUUACUCAGACAUAUUUAUUUAUUAUUGAUUCCACUCCUUUUCCAUGGAAAUCGAGACAAAUUCAGAAUGUCAGCCUGACACUGAAAUGUCUUAUUUAUUUAUCUUAAACAGUUGUUUAAUCAUGUGCUACAAAUGAGGUUCUUGUUUUCCUUACAGGGUAUUAGGCUGACACCAACUAUUUUCAAGCCAAACAGUUGAUGGAAAAUCUUCCAUUUCCCCGUAUUAUACUAGUCAGAUAAAACGUGUGACUGAAUCUGUAUCGACAGGCCUGAUGGGAUAUUAGCUGUGUCCCUCUCAGACUGUCUACACAUGUUUGUAUUGUGGGAUGGGAACCACAAAAGUCUAACAAGGAUGUGUGGAGCAGGUGGAGCAGCUUUACUUUUGUCAAAUAUUAAGCCUGCAUUUAAGGUCUUGUGGUUGGAAUGUUUAUGCAAACAAUGUUUAGACCUGUAUUUUGCUCUGAUAAAAUGUACAUAAAUACAUAAAGAGA